GAGAGAGAGAGAGAGAGAGAGAGAGGAGGGGAAGAGAGAGAGAAUGGAUUUUUUUUUUUUGGAAGGAAAUAAACAGAGCAGCCUGGAAAUCGACCUUUUCUGUUACCAGUUUUUGGCACCCAGGGAUAGUACCUCUCCUGGUCCUCUGAGCGAGGGGGCAGCAGCGCUUGGACUUCAGCUUUGCUGGUGGGAAACACGGGACCACAGAUACAAUCGAAGGGUAACAAAGAUCAAAUACCCAGCGAAACAUGUCAAACUUGAUCGCUAUGCAACAGAUUGAUGGUAGCCCAGGAUGCAAGCAAUGUGGCAAAGCGCCGGGUCCGAUGUUUUGGUUCUGGUCCAGCCGCCUACAACCAACCAAGCUAGAAAAGCAACAAAAGACAAGCAUGCAGUCAAUGGGAAUCCCACCAUAGAGCCUUUUCCAGACGGCAUGGACACCAUCAUGUUUGGCAUGGGCUGUUUCUGGGGAGUGGAGAAACUUUUCUGGACGCUUCCAGGAGUCUUCUCCACACAGGUGGGCUACGCUGGAGGCUUCACACCAAACCCCUCUUACGAAGAAGUCUGCACAGGUCUGACCGGGCACACCGAGGUGGUGAGGGUGGUCUUCUCCACAGCAAACAUCAGCCUUGAGGAUCUGCUCAAAAGCUUCUGGGAGAACCAUGAUCCUACACAAGGUAUGAAGCAGCACGCUGACCAUGGUACCCAGUAUCGUUCAGUCGUUUACACAUCCAGCUCUGCUCGACAGGAGCUGGUGUUGAAGUCCAAAGAGGCCUUUCAGCAGGAUCUGAAUAAGAAAGGCUACGGCCCCAUCACUACAGAGAUCCUGGAGGGGCAGCAGUUUUACUACGCUGAGGACUAUCACCAGCAGUACCUGAAGAAGGUACCCAAAGGUUACUGCGGCCUCAAAGGAACCUGCAUCUCCUACUCCAGGAUCCCUGCAAAGGAUGAACUGUGAGGGGUCUGUGGUGAGAUAGGGAGGGGGCAAGAAAAGGGAAUUCUUAACGGGUCUUUAUCUUUCUUACUCUUUUUUUUAUAAAGAAACUAGAAUCACAUGCAGUUUUUAUUUUUAUAAAACAAAGCAGAUAUCCUUCCUUAGCCUUAGAGACCAUUACUGUACCAACAUUGUCUCUUUAUAAAUCACCUGUUCACAGUAUGUGCUUUAUAUGAACACUGGAAAAAUAGAAUCUUUAAAGAUAAGAAGAAAGAUGACAUGGGCUGCAUCCGAAUUGCCAAGUACCUACUCAAUCUGUCAGUAGGCAGUACCUACUAUCCAUGCUGUCUACUGUUUAGUAUCUACUAUCCAGUCGGCGCGCACAGUAGGCAGAUAUUUGUUCCUACUUCGUCUGAUUCAUUCAGUAUGGAAGUGGCGUCAUUUAUGUUACCCGAACCGGCUGCAUUAACUCGUUUUUUGUUUUUUUGUUUAACUUUAUUCAAGAAGAGUAAUGCACAUAUACAAUCAGGUAAACAAAUAUAUAUA
This is a messenger RNA of Labrus bergylta (ballan wrasse), 1477 nucleotides long. RefSeq names its product methionine sulfoxide reductase Ab (gene msrab). Gene Ontology annotation, molecular function: peptide-methionine (S)-S-oxide reductase activity. Lineage: Eukaryota; Metazoa; Chordata; Actinopteri; Labriformes; Labridae. The record is from RefSeq and is a predicted model, not a curated record. Gene Ontology annotation, cellular component: cytoplasm. Gene Ontology annotation, biological process: cellular response to oxidative stress.